AGUAAACAAAAAUACUAAAUAAAUAAAAGAGGGUAUUAGAGUGAUUCUAGACUCUAGACAUUCUAGUCAUUCUAUUAUAAUUAUAGAGUCUAGAUCUAUUUUCACGAGCGUAGAUCUAGUAGCCCAGGACGACUAGGACUAGAUAUAACAUCUAGAUCUAGUCUCUAGUAUUGGUUUUCAAUUAGUUCAACUCAAUGGCUGAAUCACUUCCAUCAACAUCUACUGUCUGUAAUUCAUCUAUAGAUACACAGACAGUUCUUGUUGAUAAAGAAAAUGAACAGAGUCCUCCAGUUCUCCAACUUCGAUUACAGCAACCCAAAAAUGAACAUAAAGUCAAAUGGACAACAGAUACUGUAGACAAUGAAUUUAUGGGGAAGAAGAAAUCUAAGUGUUGCUGUAUAUAUGAGAAGCCAAAAGUCUUUGGUGAGUCUGAUUCUUCAUCUUCUUCUGAUGAUGAGAAUGAUGAUUGCACAGCUCACUGUCGAGGUCAUAAAAAGAAGUGUUACAGGCAUCACCCCCACAACCGUAAGCCUGGUGAGGAUCCACAUAAUGAGAAUGAUGGUACAAGUCCACAGUUGGACAAUGACUCAACAGGACCAUCAAGCCCUGUACCUCAAGUUUGACUCUGUGCUUGGAGUUCACAUUAAGCAGAACCAAUCUGUUGAUUUAGAAUUGGCUAAAAAAAGGAAAUAGUAUUUUACACUUAGAUGUUUGUAUCCAUAAUAUUUUGUAGUCAUUUCAUAAUCAUCUAAGCCAAAGUUAUAAAUAGUUGGAACAAAUAGAGUAACUUCUUUACUAAUUGUAUGAAAUUAAUAAAAAUCAAUGUUCAAAAAUAUUUCUAGAAGGUUAUAUUAGAUAAAUAAUGUACACUUAUAACAGUGGUGUAGCUAGGGUGGGGGUGGGGAGGGGGGAGAAUUAGAAAAUCCCCCCGGGCCCCCACUUGAGGGGGGGCACUCUAGUAAGUGUUUUUUACAUUAAAAAUUAAAUACGCAAAAUGGAGAGGCCCCCAAACAAUUGAAAAUUCCUAGCUAUGCCCCUGACUUCUUACUAAUAUUGAGAAGUUUAGCUACAAUAGAAACUGAGAUAUACAGAAAUGAAAAAUAAAGUUUAAUCAGUGACUAUAUGUAUCUGUAUGUUUGAUGUUUGUAGGGGUAAACAAAAGCAUCACACUGUAGCCAAAGUCCAAACCAACCAUGUCCAAUAAAAGGUUUGGAAAAAAAAUGAAUCAAAUUUUUGCUCUGCGGAUGCAAACAGCUUCAGACAUUAAAGGAUUCAUUUCUAACUGGAAAAAAAAUAAAGCAAGAGACUUUAGAUGUAUUCUAGGAGUCAAGUAGAAUUGAUUUCCUUGAUGUAUAGCCAUUGACUUUAUAUGGUUUCAGUUUGAGUAAAUAUGGUAAUUUGAAAGGCUAUACUAGCACUAAUGAAAUGUGUUACAGAGAAGAGAGUUAAUUAUUAAAUAGAAAAAAUACUUCAUAGUGACAAUAGAGAAGAAUAACAGACAUUGGUACAUUGGAGAUUUGUUAAUGCUAUCUACUUUGAAGUGAACUUGGCUUAUUUAAAUCUUAACAUCAUCAUUACACAAUGAUUUAAUUUAUUAUGCUUCUUGGUGGUUAAAUGUUUGACUGUUGACCCAAAGGACUUGGGUUCAAUGUCUGUUGGAAAUAGCAUGCUUAUUUGCUUAGAAUUGUAGGCCAAGAUUGAAGCACCUGAAGUUUACCCAUCUGUAAAUGUUAAGUCUCAGCAGAAGAAAGUGGGAUUUGCUGAGUAGACAAAUCUAGUUUUUAAGUGGCCACAAAAACUGACCUAAAACUUUGCUAUGAAACCUUUUUUUUUUUUUUAAAUUUAUUUUACCUUUAGGACUUAGAAAAAAAAAAUGAGAUGUUAGAAGAUUCAAGGAUAACAAUAUUGUGUGAAUUCUUGCUCUGUUUUUCUUUUCUAACUCAGCAGUUGUGUUUUUUUAUCCAAUGACUAUUACUGUUCAAAGCACACAUUGUGAGCACAAGUCAGAAAUUCAGCUUUAAUUGCUCAAACAGAAGUAAUUUUCUACUCAAUGAUGCAUGCUUUAAUCUGAAUGCACUUAACUAUAUUUCAUCAGAAAUUUCAAUGUCUAUACUGUGAUUUGUUAAUUUCUCCUAAACUGCAGUUCCAAAAUGAGCAAGGCUUUUGUAUGAUUCAUAUGUAUAAUAUAUUACUAUGUUGUAUCAUUAUCAUUAAAAAAAGUAUGAUAAUUUCCCUAAGUUAUUUUUAAAUGGCACACUUAUUUAUGUACCUGGAGUAGUAACCAAAGUAAGCUAUAUUAAGCACAGGUGUUAGUCAAUCAUCUACAUUUGAUAUAGUUUGAAUAUCAAGUUUUUUACUUCAAAAUUAUACUUGUUUCAUUUUUCUAUCAUAACAACUCAUCAUAUAUAGAUAUAGAAAUGAAUCUAAUAUUGGAUGCAAUAUUCAAUAACUUUUGAGAAAAUUGUCUUCCUCCAAUCCUAAAAAAAUAUUCUAUACAUGGAAGGUACUUAGUUGGCAAGUAAAGGUUCCUUUGUUGUCAAAGAUGGGUGGGCUGAAUAAUCCUAGGAAAUUCCAAUUUCUCUCCAAUACCAGCUUUUAAUUCCAAUACCACUCUAGAAGUAGAUCUCUGUUUAGAAACAAGCCCAUCAUCACAGGGCCACAAAUUGUUCAUUAAUGCUAGUUUUGUAGCUAUAUUUAGACUUUGAAGAAAUUUUGUUGUGAGACAUAAGUCUUGUAAAUGGACAGUUUCACAUGUUAUUAAGAAGGACAAUUUAGCUACUCCAAUAUAUAGAUCUACACAUGCAUUGCUACCUGCGUGUGCUUUUAGCGGCAUAGCCUGAUUCUUGGGUGCCUCUUAGAUAUAAUUAAUUUGUUUUUUUUUGUGAUGUGAUUAGUUAAAUUUUAAGGAGGAAAAAAACAACAAAUACUAGCAAUCUUCAGGUCUAGUUGAGUUACUAAGAAAUGUACCAGUUAUAUUACAAAUGAUUUCAUCAAAACAUACAGUGUAAAGAUUUGAUCUGCCUCAAAGCUCAAUGUCAAGUUUUACUUUCAUGUCAUGUUUAAAUUAAACUUUUUGCAUCCUCAAAA
Molecule: messenger RNA, 3087 nt
Organism: Biomphalaria glabrata
Lineage: Eukaryota; Metazoa; Mollusca; Gastropoda; Planorbidae
Product: E3 ubiquitin-protein ligase PPP1R11-like
Exons: 5
Coding region: 195-623 (142 amino acids)
Cellular component (GO): nucleus
Molecular function (GO): protein phosphatase 1 binding; protein serine/threonine phosphatase inhibitor activity
Source: RefSeq, a predicted model, not a curated record